AUGAAUGCAGCCAGAGAAAGGGGCCGUCGGAUAGGGGUGCGCGGCCCGGCACUCAUGUUCAAUGGCCGCGGCACCAAACUUACCGCUGAAGAGGAGCGUUUUCUGGAUGCGGCAGAGUACGGCAAUAUCCCAGUGGUGCGCAAGAUGUUGGAGGAGAUGCCUGCUCUGAAUGUGAACUGUGUGGACUACAUGGGCCAGAAUGGGCUUCAGCUGGCGGUUGGAAACGAGCACCUGGAGGUUACGGAGCUACUCCUGCGGAAAGACAACUUGGCGCGUAUCGGGGACGCGCUCCUUCUCGCCAUCAGCAAGGGCUACGUCAGGAUAGUGGAGACCAUCCUGGCCCACCCGUCUUUUGUUACCAGUGAGCGUCUGACGCGUAGUCCCCGCGACCUGGAGGACGACGACUUCUAUUCGUACGACGAGGACGGCACGCGCUUCUCUCCAGACAUCACUCCCGUGAUCCUGGCGGCGCAAUGCCAGAAGUACGAGGUGGUUCACAUGCUACUUCUGAAGGGCGCACGCAUCGAGCGGCCGCACGAUUACUUUUGCAAGUGCGAGGACUGCACUGAGAAACAGCUCAACGACUCAUUUAGCCACUCGCGCGCUCGCAUUAACGCGUACCGGGGGCUGGCUAGCCCUGCUUACCUGUCCCUCUCCAGCGAAGAUCCCGUCUUUAUGGCGCUGGAGCUCAGCAAUGAGCUGGCCAAACUUGCCAACAUCGAGAAAGAGUUCAAGGAGAAAAAGAACAUUAAAAAAGAGACAACACACAAUUGCUUCUCCCUGAAUGAUUAUCGCAAGCUUUCUCUGCAGUGUAAGGACUUCGCGGUGGGCGUUCUGGACUUGUGUCGGGACACGGAGGAGGUUGAGGCCAUCCUGAACGGCGACAUAAGUAAUGAGACGGAGGAGCGGCAGCGUCGCCACUCCCUCCUCAACAGGGUCAAACUCGCCAUUAAGUACGAGGUGAAGAAGUUUGUGGCCCACCCCAACUGCCAGCAGCAGCUCCUGAGUCUGUGGUACGAGGACCUGUCCUUCCUCAGGGAGCAGAGCCUGUUGGUGAAGUGCCUAGUGGUGCUGCUGGUGGGCCUGGGUCUGCCCCUUCUCGCCACAGCUUACUGGCUGUGCCCCUGCAGCAGGCUGGGCGCGUCGCUGCGAAGUCCCUUCAUGAAGUUUGUGGCGCAUGCGGCCUCCUUCAUCAUCUUCCUGUGUCUGCUGGUGUUCAGCGCCUCAGACCGCUUCACAGGCAUCACCACGCUGCCCAACGAGACCGUCACGGAGCACCCCCGCCAGGUGUUCAGGGUGACCACCACACGCUUCAGCUGCACAGAGGGCCUCAUCAUCAUCUGGGUUGCUGGGAUGAUGUGGUCGCAGUGUAAGGAGCUGUGGACUCAGGGCUGCAGGGAGUACAUCUUGCAGCUGUGGCACGUUCUGGACUUUGGCAUGCUAUCCAUCUUCACAGCCUCCUUCACUGCCAGGUUCAUAGCUUUCCAUCUGGCCAACAAGGCUCAGAAAUACGUAGAUGACCAGGUUCAGGCCAGCGAUCUAUCCCUCGUCACCCUGCCCCCACAUGUCAGAUACUUUACCUACGCCAGGGCCAGAUGGAGCCCUUCAGAUCCUCAGCUGAUCUCAGAGGGGCUGUACUCCAUCGCCGUGGUGCUCAGCUUCCUGCGGAUCGCCUACAUUCUGCCGGCCAACGAAAGUUUCGGGCCUCUGCAGAUCUCCCUGGGCCGGACGGUCAAGGACAUUUUCAAGUUCAUGGUCUUGUUCAUCAUGGUCUUCCUGGCGUUCAUGAUAGGCAUGUUCAUCCUGUAUUCAUACUACUUGGGCGCCAAGGUCAACCUGGCCUUUACCACGGUGGAGGAGAGCUUCAAGACGCUGUUCUGGUCGAUAUUUGGACUGUCUGAGGUGUCCUCAGUUGUACUGAAGUAUGACCACAAGUUCAUUGAGAACAUCGGCUACGUGCUGUUUGGAAUUUAUAAUGUGACGAUGGUGGUGGUGCUGCUAAACAUGCUCAUAGCCAUGAUCAACAGCUCCUAUCAAGAGAUAGAGGAUGAUGCUGAUGUGGAGUGGAAGUUUGCGCGGUCUAAACUGUGGCUGUCCUACUUUGACAAUGGAAGGACCCUCCCUCCCCCCUUCAGCCUGGUGCCAAGCCCCAAGUCCUUCCUCAGGGUCAUCCAGGCAGUCGUCUGCCCAAGACGCAGCGUGGAGAGGAAGACAGACCUGGGGAUACACUACUCUAAGUCCAGGGCCAACCAUCAGAUGGCAGAGCUUCACAGUUUAAACAGCCAGUUGAACCAGCCCACUCGCUAUCAGCAAAUUAUGAAGAGACUCGUCAAGAGAUAUGUCUUAAAAGCGCAGGUGGAUAAAGAAAGUGAUGAAGUUAAUGAAGGGGAACUUAAAGAGAUCAAACAGGACAUCUCGAGUCUUCGCUACGAGCUCUUGGAAGAUAAGUCUCAGGUCACAGAAGAACUCUCCUUAAUCAUCCACAAACUGGGCACCCAACUGAACCCAGUCUCUACACACUAUGCAGGAACAGGGGACACUGGAGAUGGUCUGGCACAGCAGACAAACAUUUAUGCUACAAUAUAGCAACAAAACACUUUCACUGUUAGGUUGUAAGAUUUUCUUUGAAUUUUCAAUUAAUCUGCUACCCGGAGGCAUUUUACCUGACACUCCUAUGCACAUUCCAACAUUGCAUGUAUGCAUAAUAAAAUAAGGUUCGUGUGAGGGAGUGGAAGAAAUGGGCUAAAAGUUAUGCGAAGUACAUGUAGGAAACGUUUUGACUUUGUUUUGUUAGAACAGUUUUGAAUAGGGCAUUCACCAGCGGUGGUAUUGUCAAUAAAC
Messenger RNA from Osmerus eperlanus (European smelt), 2841 nucleotides. RefSeq names its product transient receptor potential cation channel, subfamily C, member 3 (gene trpc3). Gene Ontology annotation, molecular function: inositol 1,4,5 trisphosphate binding; protein binding; store-operated calcium channel activity. Gene Ontology annotation, biological process: calcium ion transmembrane transport; regulation of cytosolic calcium ion concentration; single fertilization. The record is from RefSeq and is a predicted model, not a curated record. Gene Ontology annotation, cellular component: cation channel complex; plasma membrane. Bases 1 to 2586 code for a protein of 861 amino acids. The transcript has 12 exons. NCBI's taxonomy places the organism in Eukaryota, Metazoa, Chordata, Actinopteri, Osmeriformes, Osmeridae.